GGGAAUCCCCCGUGUAAAGACGCUUCACUACGACUAGUCCUACUGCUGCCGCCAGCAAUUCUGGGAAAAAUUGGCUUUCAGACAUACGUUCUUAUUUUUUUCUGAUUCGUUAGUUUAAAAUAUCAGUUAUAUGGUUAUAUAGGACUAUAUUUAAUUGCUUGUCUGUUAGUCCAAGCAAAGCUUAGACUCUACAAAUCGCCUUUUUCAGCAUUUGAACUUGAGCAGAUGCUGUGUGAAUGAGAAUGGCUUGUGGUGAUGAUGGGAAUAAUCUAGUUGUAUCACACCGAGAAGCCUCACUCCAAGGACAGGAUGAAAUGCAAAUUCUGGAUCAAAAGUUUCGGAGAGCUCUUUGCCUGACCAGAGAUGUGUGCAUCUCAAAAAUGCACCGGGAAGAUAUACAGCUUCUUAACAAAGCGAUGCAUGAAAAGGCUCAGUUGCUGAAUACCUCAAACAGGUUUCACUACAUCAAGCUUGCAUACCUUUUUGAUAUUUCGAGGGACGAAGCCCGUUCCAUAGAAUCGGCCGAGGGAGUUCUGGAUUAUCUCAAAGCAACGAGAGAGGUUGAACUGACUGUAGCUGAAUUCCUUCAGAAGCUGAAAAACUGUAAACAGUGUUAUGAUGUCGUGCGUAAGCUUGUUGACCAAAUAAUCAAUCGUGGGUAAAAUUAUAUUUGAUCACCGUUGAUUCAAAAUAAGGUAUUCGUGGAAGCAUAUUUUGUUGAAAUAGAAACGAAACGGAAAUAAGGUUCACACACAAAGGUUGCAUUUUAUUAGACAAAGACAGCUUUUUGGGGGACUCAUCACCAGUGUUGUUGCAAGACCUCUGAAAUAAAUUUCAUUGUUACAGACAAAUUUACCGAGGAAAACUGCCAACCUCUUUUUGCAAAGUUCAAAUUAACGCAAUUCGAUGUCCAGAAGUGGAUGUUGGUUUGUGUUUUCAAAAUGAUUCAGUACAAGUCAUGCAGGAUUUGUGAUCUAAUAGCAAAUUUUAUGAAUUGUAAGUCAUUCCAGUUGAGUCAUGUUGAAAGCUGGGCAUUAUAUGGGUUGAUGACCCAAACUGUUCAUUUCAGUUCAUUUGAAAUAAUCUGAAACACUCUUCAAUACAUUUCCAAUUCUUUCAGUCUCUGGGCACUGAAAAUAGAAGAGAACCGUUUGAGUAAUUGCGUAAAUACAAUAUAUUAUGUCUGCAAAGGUUUAUUACUUUAUACGUGACUUUAUCCAUCAGUGAAUUUGCAUGUGUUACCACGAUGGCAACAAAGGAUGAAAUUGUGAUUAAGACAGGGGAGCAAUCUCCCAACUCACCCUUGUGCAUAUUGCUGAGAAGUAUAGGCACCGUGAGUGUCUGCAAGCAAUACAGUUGCUGUCUUCAUUAUCCCCACGUCAUCAUUAAACCCUGAUCAAUGCCCAUCAAAAGUUAGUUACCCCAUGUUUAUUCUAGUACUGUAGUUUAAUCUGUCAUCUCUGUCAAUUGGAUUUUUUAGUGGGUGGGGAGAAGGUGUGCAUAUUUUUAACUCCUACCAUGUUAUAAAAGUACAGAAGCCACAGCAACAAUCCGAUUCAUAAGUGGAACAGUUCCAGUACAUGGAACCAUGUAACUGGAAAGUGAAGCGCAACUUGAGUGCUCACCCAAUGGAAGCUUGCCAUCAGUGGUGCAGGCACGUACGUGACAAAGUCACUUACGAACCGGAUUGGGCCACCUAGUCCUCUUUUGUUCAUACAAACAUUUUGGAAGACCUCCCAUAUAUGUUUUGUGCACAAUUGUCCAUCGGGGACCCUUGGUGAAUCAAGCUGCUCUGCAGUUAAUUAAGGACCUUUAAUAUUAAACAUUGGAAACAUCAAUUUCUUAUGCAUUUAUCUCAUUUUGUAAUUGCCCAGUGAUAGUACUCUGUUCAUAGAUAUUUUUGUAUAUGUAUGGAUUUUUUCAAAGUUUUGGGAUUAAAUUUGAAAGUUACAUUGUAUUUUAA
Molecule: messenger RNA, 1963 nt
Organism: Acanthaster planci (crown-of-thorns starfish)
Lineage: Eukaryota; Metazoa; Echinodermata; Asteroidea; Valvatida; Acanthasteridae
Source: RefSeq, a predicted model, not a curated record